AUGAUUACCAUUUGUAAUGAUGAAUUGAUGCCAAAUAGAUUAUAUCUUUUGAAAUAAGAAAAAUUGGUUCUUAGGAAUGAAUAAGAGCACGGAUUAUCAUUUACAUUCCAAUAAGAAGAAAGUAAGAAAUUGAAAUUAGGUGAAUAACACAUCUUUGAUUGCAAACCUGGUAACCACUAUCUUAUCUGCAAAUAAUUAAAUCUAAAAGCCGAAGUCUAUGUUUUCAACGCCCAAGUUGAUAGAGACAGAUUCUUAAGAUACCAAGAAGAAUUCUAAGCUACUAAAUCUGAAUAAUAAUAUGAUAGUGAUGAUAUAACCAAUGAAAACGAUGAAAUACUAAGUGAGGCUAUUGGAAUUCUCCCUUAAAAGCAAAAUAAAUAUACUAGAUGGUACACUGCAGACACAUCCUCAACUUAUUAUUCGAAAAUAGAAAAUCAAUCGACAACCUCUGAUGUUAGUGAAUAAUUAUUACCGGAAAAGAGAGGAAAACGAAAAGGAUCUGAUCCUGUGAUAUAAAAAUCUGAGUUAAUGAUGCAACCAAAAAUUCAAAGAGCAACAAAUUAAAUCAACAAUUUACUUAAAAUCUAACAAUUUGUUAAGACACAUUCUAAUUCGCAACAGGCUAUUACUCAAGAAGAAUUAAACAAAUUGAAAUAAAAUUGGGAUAUACAAAAAUUUAUUAAUGAAUAUUUGAUUAAUUAAUAUGCAUAUUAAUGA
Molecule: messenger RNA, 717 nt
Organism: Paramecium tetraurelia
Lineage: Eukaryota; Ciliophora; Oligohymenophorea; Peniculida; Parameciidae
Exons: 1
Source: RefSeq, a predicted model, not a curated record